Messenger RNA from Suillus paluster, 1191 nucleotides. RefSeq lists its product as uncharacterized. The record is from RefSeq and is a predicted model, not a curated record. The transcript has 4 exons. Gene Ontology annotation, molecular function: monooxygenase activity. The coding region runs from base 1 to 1191 and encodes 396 amino acids. Lineage: Eukaryota; Fungi; Basidiomycota; Agaricomycetes; Boletales; Suillaceae.
AUGCUCCUAAGUGCGCGUUCGAUCGGCGAGAAUAUUACUGUCUACCGCAGCCAAGUGCCCACAGUCUCAGGUUCCUCGACGACCACGGUAAACAAAUAUCGCGUCAACUCGAUAUUAUCGUCGCUGGAGGAGGCAUCAGUGGAGCAAGUGGCCACAGCAGCCCUUUUCUUGUCUCACUUGAAUGCACAUAUUGUAGUACUCGAGAGUUGCCCAGGUCGUAUGUCUAUCGAAGGCGGAAUUGUGAUGCUCGAGCCGAAUGGAAUGCAUGUUUUUCAAGGGCUUGGAUUAGCGGAAGCCCUUCAUCACCGGCCCAAUGGCACCCAGGUUCCAUGGUUUUAUAUGUGCGAGUCGUCCGGUGGUGUAUCGGGUAAAGUCCCUCAAGGUUCUGCGAAGCGUUACGGUUUUGCGUCGACAAGGGUCACGCGAUGGGACAUCCAGGAAGUGUUGCUGGAUGUCACGAAGAGGAAGAGAUUGACUAUCGCAUGGAACGCUAAGAUUGAAGAUGCUGAAGAGCUUUCUGACGGAGUCGUUGCUCGCUGGCGAGAAGGGAGCGCGGAUAAAGAAAGGAAGGUUCUUCGCCGUUACUUCGACUGGGCGUUCUCAGUUCCCCAGAUAAUCAAUGCAGCCGAGGUUUUUGACGCAGCGCCAUUUGUCUGGCCGGUCUACGAGGUCAAGAACAUACAGAACUGGUGCAGCAAGUCCAUUGUGUUAGUUGGAGACGCUGCUCAUGCCAUGCCGCCACACUCAUGUCAAGGAGCAUCUCAGGGCCUCGAGUACGCUGCUUACCUAGCAUAUCUUCUCCGACAACACCAGUUAAACCCAUCCUCGGAUUUGAAGGAUGUACUCACGCAAUUACAAAGGGAUCGGCAGCCUCGAGUUAACGAUAUCGCUGCUGAGGCUAACUGUCGUGGAGACCAAAAAUGGGAAAUAAGUGCUUUCGGGAUGUUCGUGAAAAAAUGGGGAAUGAGAGUCGUUCUACUUCGUGAAGGAGAGCUGGAUGGAUGGAUGGUUUGGGUACAAAGUGCCUGGAAUCGAAGACUUGGUCAGGAUUAUACGCGAGAGCGAGUAGAUCCAGUUGAUCUCACGUCUGAUUCGCCCUAUGUACAUGGGGGUGUCUGUGUGUGUAUAGCUUUGAAUGCUAGAUCCUACCACUGGGCCAUUCAAGUUCAGAUCCAGAGAUUAACUCAGUAG